GAAUAAGAAUUAUUAUUAAGAAUACUAACCAUUUUAGGUUCUAACUAUGACUCUAAACGAAAGCGUUUGAAAAUGGAAUCACAGCGAUCAGAAGAACCACAAAAUGCUAAUGAAAUAAAAAAUGAGAACGGUUCAAGAUCAGUCAGUCCUAGUAAUAUGCUUCAAGAUCCAAAAGUUCAGGACCAAGUGUCUAGCCCUAUUCCUGGGGGCCCUAUAAAUGAAAAUCAAUCACCCCCUUCUGGAUCUGCAAGUUCCCAAAAACCAGGAUCUGCAAGUUCUCAAAGACCAGGAUCUGCAAGUUCCCAGAGACCAGGCUCUGCUAGUUCCCAGAGACCGGGAUCUGCUAGUUCUCAAAAACCAGGAUCAGCUAGUUCCCAAAGACCAGGAUCAGCAAAUUCUCUAAGACCAGGAUCUGCAAGCUCUCAAAAACCAGGAUCAGCAAAUUCUCAAAGACCAGGAUCAGCAAAUUCUCAAAGACCAGGAUCAGCAAAUUCUCAAAGACCAGGAUCAGCAAAUUCUCAAAGACCAGGAUCUGCAAGUUCUCAAAAACCAGGAUCUGAAAAUUCUCAAAGACCAGGAUCUGCUAGUUCUCAGCACUCAAUCAGAAAAGCUGGUUUCAACGACUCACCAAUAGUCAAUUCCAUAGAAGUUGAGAGUCUUGAACCAGUGCCUGAUGUACCAGUACCAGAUAGUACUGGGAAUACUGAGACAGUAUCAGAUAGAAGAGCUUCAGCUGUAACAAUCUUAGAGAUGGAGACCGAGGAGGAUGAGCAAAUUGAUAGUGUUUUCACCCCUGAUUUAGAACCAUUCCCUGCGAUGCCAUCAAGUGAUAACUUAUUUGUUAUUGAAGAGGACCACGAAGGGGAGGAACUUCUUAAAAUAGAGGUGUUUUCAAAAGACAUGGGUCAGGAGGGUGAUGAUAUAGUGACCCCACGUGACCAGGUUGACCUCCCCCAAUUGUUGGAAGAGUUACACGGUGUUCCCACUCAGCUUGCUGUUGACAUACCACCCAAGGAGUUGAUGUCCGAUAAGAGGAUCCCAGACACAGUCGAGCAACAACUGGACAUUGCGGGCCGGGACGAUUACUUGCUGGAAUUUGAGCAGGAAGUCAAGGAGGAUGUUCUGAUGAUAGGGAACAUUUCUUUAGAUGAGAUAAAGGCUGAAGAACAAAGGUUGCGUGAAGAGCACGUCAGGUUCCAGGACCAAGAGUCUCGGCUCCACGAGAGACGUAAAGACGAGGUUGUGAAGAAAGAAGAGUUAGCUAAACACCAAGUCAGGGACAUGGCCAAGUUGAAGCGGGAGGAACUUGCUAGAAAAGAGAAACAAAUAGCAGCGAAAAGAAGGUUGUACCACAGUGAGGUUCAAACAGCGUACCGUAAAGCGCAGUCCCAGCUUCUGUACGCUUUACAGACCAGGAGAGCUGAAGUGGAGACGAUGUAUGGAGAUCUGAUCCUAGCAGACUCCCAAUACGGCGGUAAUAAUGGGAGGAGGUGGAAGGUGGACUGGAACAAGGCCCCCCAACCCGUCCAGAUAAAACUCAGAUGCCUUAGAGGUAUAAAAGAUAAGCUGCCCGGGGGCCGGUACGUGGUUCUGGUUUCCAUGUACGAUAGAAUAGGAGGCCACGUGAUGAGGUGGAGCAACCUGACUGGUCAGCAGUGGAGUGGGAGCACGCUACCUCUCUCUCACGACGGAGCAUUCCAUUCUAUAGAGCUUCCAGUCGAACAGUCAGUGUUCACAGUGUGUCCCAGUGUACCCGACAUCAGACCCAGUAUGGUAUUUGUAUUUGAAGUGUUUCUGCUGCGUGGACCCAUGGUUCCUACCGAUAGAGUGGUUGCAUGGGGCGCAUUUCCUCUCUGUGACAAAGAGUGCAGUGUGAUAGAAGGGAAAUACAAAUGUCCACUGCUACGAGGUGAAGUUGAUAACCGCGUCCAAUCACACGACAAAAUCGAGCGUCUGAUCGCCACAGACAUUGAUAACUGGUUGUGUAACCUGUACGUUGAGGUAAUCAAGUUACCCCGGUAUAUGGGCGGUCAGAAAGAGUUUGAGGUAGAACUACAGUUCACAAGCUCCCUGCUCGGUUACCCUGAUCGACUACAAGACGGGGAGCCGCCUAAAGACGGUAACCCGCCCAUUAUUGAGGGAGCGGAUAGUGGGUCCACUAUCGGAUACGAGCCCGCUGACGUGUCCACUACUAAUGAGACCGGUGAGGACAAGAUGAUGGACCACACUUUACCGAAUGAAGACGAAAGAUGUGGUUCGGUGCAGAGUAUGCGCGCAGAUGUGCACGCCACACAAAUAUCACGACCUUUCACAGCUGCACAGGAGAUGAUGAGUGAGGGAGACGAGUCUGAAAAGCAGGAGGAUCCUGAGAACGACUACGAGAACGAGUUUAAAGAGGUGCAGGAUAAGGAGGGGCUGUAUUACAAGAUACACAGGGAGAACCCUAUGCAGUCCUAUCAAACCUCACUCUAUAAGAUGUUACCUCGAACUAACUUGAUGAAAACAAAUGUUACGGUCAAGAAAACCCUGACCAGCGCUGAGGAGCUAGCUGAGUUCAAGUUUGCUGUACAAGUGCCAUUUUGUGAUCAAGGCAAGAGGAAGAAGAUUACUCAUGAGAGAUUUAGGUUUUUGUACCUACAAAUGCUGACAGAAGUUGGGGUCAGCAAGUUCAAAACCCCCGAGUUUUGGACCCUUAUCUUCUUUCUGUUUGUUGCUGGUCUUGGUCGAAUGUUACUUCACUACGUUGGCCAGUAUAUACUACUACAAAUCUGGGACGUGCCCGUCACCAAGUUUAAACCCAAGUGGUACACGUGCGAAUUGAUAUACUUCUCGGAGACCCUGGAUUAUUUCAAGAUAAUUGCGCUAGUCGUCAUGGGUCCGAUGUCAAACAUCAUGUUCUUCAUAGCCCUGGUAACCACUGCAGCUGUUUCUUAUCGUCUCAUGGGAUUUUUCCCAAACAUAGCUUCCCAGUUCAUCUCCGCAUUCGGUGUGAUGACCUUCUUUGACUGGUUGAUCGUGCUGAUUAUUGACUGCAUGACGGGACGAUAUGAACCGUCUACUGAAGUUGGGAUGGAGGGGAUCGUCGGGGACGCUUUUAAGUUAUACGAGGUGUUUGACAGGAAGGAAAGUAACGGUUUAGUCGGGGCCUUUCUUACUAUCUUCAUCUACUUCUUUCUUUCAUUUCUGAGUGGUGUGAUAUUUUACAUGUACUACCUGAGGAUACAUUUGAACGGGAGGUUGCUGGACAUAUUUGUAAGACUUACUGGAAAAAACGAGGAUUUCUUUGUCCCACAUGAUCUAGAGAUAAGCCACGCAGAGUUGGACUUUAUCGUGACAAAAGCAGAACAGUGGAGAGGCGAGGAGGGCGAGAGACGAAAAACAGCUAUCUACGACUACGUCUGGGAAGAGGAGAUCACCGAAGAGUGGGAUGACACGGCCUCAAAAGACGUAGACAAAUUCAAGAUGGAUGUAACAACGCAUGUGUCGAUACAUACUCUGCAUCUUGACGGACUGAGGGAGCUAUUCAGACACUUCCUGCGCUUGUCUGACGGUGCUAUCCUGGAGGUGUUUGGUGAGGCUGGCUUCCUUGGACUGGACGAGGCUGUUAAAUCUCAACUCAAAGACAAAUUUGACGACAUGCAGGUUCAAGUGAACACCACCCUCAACCGAGCAACCACCGCCAAACACCGCUCCCUAAAUCAGAGCAGGGCCACUCUCCUCAGCAAAACGUCCGCUCACCGUACUGACGGGUCACGUGCUGGGUCACGUGUUCCCAGUCUACACUCCAGGGCGGCGUCUAGACCAAGCAGUGCUACGUCCAAGUCCAGUGUUAGAUCAAGACAGAGUGUCAAAUCCUACUCGUCCAGCGGCAAGAAGAAUCUAUGAUGCGAUAUUUCACUAUAUUUCCAGGAAUCGUUCGUAUAGCUUUCCCUUCUAGGACUCCAGCUAGAUCACGACGCGUAUUAGUAUUACGCUCACUAACUUACGCUGAUUAUUAGCAAUAGCGGUAAUUUACGAGAUUUGGUUUGAAAUUAUGCUUGAAAGUAAACAGGGACCAACAUAAUUGAUAUGACAACGAAUCCUGUGACUUUGUACGAUAGUAUGAUAUAUAUCAAAUGAUUAUUAGAUUAGAUGAUAUAUUAACAUUCCAUUAACAGCUUAACAGGAAUUAGGAAGCUUUUUCACGGGCGAAUCAAAUUUCCAACUCAGUAGAUCAUCAAAAACAUUGACCGACAAAUUUCUGAUUUUUAUUACUGACCCUUGUUUUUCAUAUUUUGUCAAAAUUAUAACAAUAUUGUGUAAUUUAUUGAUAUGUAGUGCAAUUAUAUGCAAUAUAAUAUAGAAGUAGGCUCAGCUGUUGAAUUAUAGUAUGUUGUGUAACUGAAUUUUAAAUAAAAAUAUGUAUGAUCAAUUGAUUAACAUUUUAUUCCUGGUUGACGAAUAAUGGAUAGUGGUAAUUUAUCCUAUUCUUUGACAAAUAUUAAAUACUUUUAUAUUUCUCAGUGAUCACUAACUUUUAACCUAUUUUCAAUUUGAUUGAGUAAAUUUAGAAUAUUUUCAGCUGUAAAUAUUUCGUAAUUUUGAUUAAAUAAAUUAGC
This is a messenger RNA of Bolinopsis microptera, 4598 nucleotides long. RefSeq lists its product as uncharacterized. Lineage: Eukaryota; Metazoa; Ctenophora; Tentaculata; Lobata; Bolinopsidae. The transcript is spliced from 15 exons. The coding region runs from base 73 to 3885 and encodes 1270 amino acids. The record is from RefSeq and is a predicted model, not a curated record.